AGACGCCAACGACGUAGAUAAUCUUCGCGAUGAUCGUGGUAGAUCACCGCUGCGCCGCUCCAGAUCGCGCUCACCAGUUGAAAGACGAGACAGAGACGUCGGUAGAAGCCGCUCUAGAUCCAGACAACGCAGGUACAAUAAUCGGGUUCCAGUUGAUUCAGUCUAUUAGCUAUACAACGUAUGCGCCUUUGUACAGAAUAUCCAAUUUACGAGUCCGCUCAAACAGUCCACCUCCCCCUCCUGAAGACCACGAUACCAAUCCUGGAGACAAUUUGUUCAUUACCGGUCUCAGCUACAAGACUGCCAGUGCAGAUCUCGAAGAGCUGUUCAACAAGUACGGAAAAGUCCAAAAGGCAGAAGUUAUAUACGACCCUCAUACCAGAGAGUCUCGUGGUUUUGCAUUCAUCCGAAUGAACUCUGGUGAGGAUGCUGACAGAUGUGUCGAUUCUCUUAACGGUAUGCUCGUCGAUGGAAGAGCUAUUACCGUUGAGAAGGCCAAACGUUCACGGCCACGCACACCCACCCCUGGUCGCUACUAUGGACCCCCCAAACGUGGUAAGAAUGAUGAACCCCUGGGUCCCUCCGCGCAUCCAAAUUCAUUUAGUGACCGACCCUCAUUAGACUCAAGAGGACGUCCCGAAAGAGUGGACCGUCGCUAUGAGCCAGCCCCUUACUACGAUCGUUAUGAACGCGAUCCCAGACCUUCACGCUAUGACCGUUAUGAUCGCUACGAUCGCAGCAUGUAUGUUGACAGAGGUGCCGGAUAUGACAGAUACGACAGAUACGAGAGAGACAGAUAUGACAGAUAUGACCGAGAAAGGCGUCCACCGCCCGGCAGAUAUGAAGCCUACCCCCCUCGUCAAAGAUCUCCUUACUAGACCCAGUUGUUUCCAACAUUCUUGAAAAAGAAAAAAAGGCCUCACAAUGCAGUUUUACCGUUACGCAAUAAAUGCAAUAAAUGACCAUACGCACCCUUGAAUCAGAAAAUGAAAAAAAAGAACUUUACACACCUUUGGCGACGUUAAUCACUGUCAGCUCGUGUUCGACCGUCCAUCAGCGUACUUCACCGUCUUUUUGCUCAUAUUAAACCUCACAAUUUGCAUGCGCCAGUUAUCGAUAUUUCCACCUACUUUUCGUCCUAUAUACCCACAUCUACCAUUAACUCUUCCUGCACACUUCACGUAUUAUCAGACAUAAAGCGUGAUCAGAGCAUGCUCAGUGCUCAAUCAAUAGAAGCAUGGCUAAUAAAUUAAAUGUUAAAGCAAGUUAUGCUGCAUGUUUUGUACAAUGCA
Molecule: messenger RNA, 1292 nt
Organism: Umbelopsis ramanniana AG
Lineage: Eukaryota; Fungi; Mucoromycota; Umbelopsidomycetes; Umbelopsidales; Umbelopsidaceae
Exons: 1
Coding region: 30-878 (282 amino acids)
Biological process (GO): positive regulation of mRNA splicing, via spliceosome
Cellular component (GO): spliceosomal complex
Molecular function (GO): RNA binding
Source: RefSeq, a predicted model, not a curated record